Penicillium canariense is the source of this 2352-nucleotide messenger RNA. RefSeq lists its product as uncharacterized. NCBI's taxonomy places the organism in Eukaryota, Fungi, Ascomycota, Eurotiomycetes, Eurotiales, Aspergillaceae. Gene Ontology annotation, molecular function: lipid binding. The record is from RefSeq and is a predicted model, not a curated record. The transcript has 2 exons. Bases 1 to 2352 code for a protein of 783 amino acids.
AUGCCCUCCGAAACAGAACCCCUCCUCCCCCGCUACGAGGAUGACACGGCGCGCCAGCGCCGCCUCCACCAAAAGCUACACUCCUACCAAAUGCUCCGCGCCCUCGCUGAAGGUUACAUGCCAUCCACCGAGCAAGCGAUCGCUAACCUGCGCACACUGCUGGCCUCUGACGUGCUCAACCUGCGCAACCAGGACAUCGGUUCCGUAGGACGGCUGCUGGUGCGCGACGCCCGGUUGUGGAUCACCGUGCUCAUCGAGUUCCUGCGCGACAAGAACGCGGCGGACCAGGUGCAGGAGUUUUUGUGGAGGUUGGCGCGUUCUAGGGUGGAACUAGAUACUGGGCGGGUCGGGGCGAGUGCGAAGCAAGUCAAAGCGCGUGCGGAUGCGAAGGCGGGUGGGUCGAUCGGACUGUUUGAUUUGGUUCCUGCGCUGGACCGGGCCGGACUGGACUGGGCUGGACUCGGCGGCUUUCUAUCGUGGUUGACUGCUAGGUCUACUGGGGUCUAUCUGGUCCGAUCUGGUCCAACUGGUGUCUUGGCGCAGGCAUAUGAUAGCUUUCGCACGGUAGGGAGCUUGCUCUUGACGAACCCAGAUUUCCGCCUUUUCGUCGAUGACGUCGCGACAGUUGGACGCCAGAUAUUUGCUGAUACGGCUGCGUCGCUGUCUGAGACGUCGAAGCAGGUUGCUGAGCAGCUGCAGCCGUCAGAGGAGGAGGAGCGAGCUUUGCAGGGCCCGGGCGCGGAUGAGGGUCGCGCCGUGUCCGGCGAGGAAUUGAAGACAGAAGUGGCUCAUGUAGUUGAAGUCGCUGGCAAGGGAGUUGCUCGCACGGAGCAGGAGGCUGUGAAGAGUGCGAAGGAGCAUCUGUCGGGUCAGGAACGAGAUACGUUGUUGCAUCGGCUCAAGCAGGCUGUCUCCAACCUUCGCAAACGAACGGAUUACACGGACUCCGUUUCGACGAUGGCCCAGCUGAUCAAGCGAUAUGCUGCUCUCUACGCUAAUGCCGCUGAGGACACGGCCAUCGCUGCCCAGGAGGAUUUUGAGGCUAAUGAGCAUCUCAAGCAGGCCGUCGAUCAGUUCUGGGGUUUGCUACGCUCAUUUGGCGAUGCCAAGGAGUGGGAUCGACUGCAAGCAAAGUUUCGCAAUGUCGUGCGCCAUGCAGACAAGGAUCCUGAGUUUGAGCGCCUGAUGGGCGAAGUCGGCAGCUCACUGCAGGACAUGCUCACCGACCCCACAUUUUUCGACUCAGCGCCAGAGAAGCUCGAUGAGCUCCAGCAGCAGUCGGAAAAGGUGGGCAGCGAGACGGGGAUCCGGAAGGACAUGGAUGAGUUCUUGGCCCAGGCUAAGCGGGCGCUCAGGAGCGUACCAGAGGACCAAGCAGUAUCCAAGCUGAUCAAUGCAUCCAAGAAGCUGCAUCAUGAUGUAUUCAACGCAUACAACGACAAGAAAUCGGAUCUAUCGGUUGACAUCGUGAAUGUCUUUAUACCCGUUGCCUUGCGCAUGAUCCAGUACAUUCCUAUUCCCCGGCUCGAAGUGUCUGCGCCGGAGAUGGACCUGCUGCUUGAAAACCUGGUUCUGGAGCCGGGUCGUACCGUCAACUUCUCGUCUUUCCUGCCUUAUCGCCUGCAUCUCCUUACGCAGAAUGAUAUCGAUGUUGUGAAGAGGCAUGCAAAGCGGACGGAUACUACUAUCAAAACUGCCUUCACGCUGACCAUCCAGGGCUUGAACCUCAGUGCCCAGGACUUUGGAUACUGGCUACGAGCCCAUACGGGUUUCUUCUUCCGCCUGAAGGAUGAAGGUAUCGCCAGUUUCUACCUCGACCGUCGAGGCAUCGACAUCUCACUCGAUGUCGAGGUUGGCCGUGGUCGUCUGGAGCAGAUCUUCUCUCUACGCGGUGUCCGUGUCCGCAUUCACAAGCUCGAUUACAAGGUCUCGAAGAGCAGAUGGAAGUUCUUGCUGUGGCUAACCAAGCCGUUCCUCAAACACCUUGUGCGCCGCGUUCUGGAGAAGAAAAUUGCCGAGGAGAUUGUUUCGGCUGCCUUUGCACUAAACCGAGAGCUGGUCUUUGCUCGCGAGCGGCUACGUGCUGCUCGCAUCGCUAGCCCGCAGGACUUGGCAACCUUUCUGCGGGCUGUGCUUGCGCGUCUCAAGCCUGCCGACACCGGCGUGGAGGCUCGUAUCGGCGUGGAACCGCUUGAUAGCGGCGUCUUCACGGGUGUCUAUGCGCCUGGUAGUAUUGUCAAAACCUGGCAUGAGCAGGCUACUCGUGCCCAGGAGGCGAUUGACGACGGCGACGAAACACACGGCGUGGGACACACGUGGCGGAACGACAUUUUCAAUGUGACAGGGGCAUAG